AUGAGAAAUUUGGAGCACCAAAUAGGACAACUUGCCAAUGCCCAAAAUACUCGACCAGUUGGAGCUCUUCCAAGUGACACUGAGGCUAAUCCUAAGGCAUCUAUUAAUGUUGUCUCAUUAAGGAAUGAGAGACAAUUAGAAGAAGUCCAGUCGAAAAAGAGAAAACAAGUAAUCUUUAAUGAGAAGUCGGCCACUAUAGAGUCAGAAUCAGAAAAAUCAAAGGAGUCUGAGAAGCAAGCUGAAGAGGCGGUGGCUAAGCAACCCCCACCAUUAGUUUCAAGGCCACCACCUCCGUUCCCUCAAAGAUUGCAGAAAGUGAAGGAUAAUGUCGCGUAUAAAAAAUUUCAUGAUAUUUUGAAGCAGGUGCAAAUAAAUAUUCCAUUGGUAGACAUCCUGCAAGAAGUACCCAAAUAUGCAAAAUACAUCAAGGACAUAGUGGCAAAUAAAAGGAGGCUGACUGAAUUCGAGACUGUGGCACUCACUGAGGAAUGUAGCUCUAGAAUCCAAAGCAAGCUACCUCAGAAAUUGAAGGAUCCAGGUAGUUUCACAAUCCAAAUCUCGAUUGGUAAACACGCAGUCGGACAGCUGGGUUUGGGUGAGCCGCGCCCAACAACGGUAAUCUUACAGUUGGCUAAUCGCUCCCUUGCUCAUCCGAAAUGA
Messenger RNA from Nicotiana tabacum (common tobacco), 660 nucleotides. The record is from RefSeq and is a predicted model, not a curated record. Lineage: Eukaryota; Viridiplantae; Streptophyta; Magnoliopsida; Solanales; Solanaceae.